AUGGAGGCAGAUGUGUGGCGAGCUGCUCAAUACGCACUAUCUCAUUCACCUCAACAGGAACAGGACAAAUCGCUCCCAAUAACAAAGAACCUUCAGUCACCGUUCGAGUCCAUUGAAACAAAGAGGGUGUCUACAAGGACAUGGGGAGGACAAAGAAGCGAGGAGAUGAUCAGUAGAUAUUGUGGGGAGCUAUCGGAACGACGGAGACGACGGAGUCGGCAAACUUGGACUAAGUGGUGGGCAGUGCACUCCAGCGCAUCACUUGUUGGGGUAGAGGGGAUGACGAUGCUAAUGCUGUUUGAACGUAAUGAGGUAGGAGGAAUGUAA
Molecule: messenger RNA, 327 nt
Organism: Pochonia chlamydosporia 170
Lineage: Eukaryota; Fungi; Ascomycota; Sordariomycetes; Hypocreales; Clavicipitaceae
Exons: 1
Coding region: 1-327 (108 amino acids)
Source: RefSeq, a predicted model, not a curated record